Molecule: messenger RNA, 5168 nt
Organism: Anolis carolinensis (green anole)
Lineage: Eukaryota; Metazoa; Chordata; Lepidosauria; Squamata; Anolidae
Gene: gnat2
Product: G protein subunit alpha transducin 2
Exons: 9
Coding region: 3119-4183 (354 amino acids)
Biological process (GO): adenylate cyclase-modulating G protein-coupled receptor signaling pathway; detection of chemical stimulus involved in sensory perception of bitter taste
Cellular component (GO): photoreceptor outer segment; photoreceptor inner segment; heterotrimeric G-protein complex
Molecular function (GO): GTPase activity; GTP binding; G-protein beta/gamma-subunit complex binding
Source: RefSeq, a predicted model, not a curated record
UCCCAUUCCCCUCUCCCAAAAAUUGGACUGAAGGUGGUCCACAAUUUAAAAGAAGGAAACAACUGAAAGCAUACAAAAAUAAAUAUUAAAACAGAAUUAAAUAAAAUUUCAUGCCAAGAGAGGGGAUUUCUCCCAAUCCAAAAACAAGCUUCAGAAAGGAAUAUUCCUUUGGAUUUCAGCAGAAGAGGAAAGGGACAAAUUCCUCCUAAACUGAUAUUAUUUUCCCUUUAAAAGGAGGUAUAAAGCAGUGCUUCUUAAACUGUAAGUCUCAACCCUUAAUGGGCUCAAUGUAGGGGUUCAAAAAAAAAUUGGCAACAGUUUCCUGAACGUCAUCUAGUGGUUGUUUAAGACAUUUAUACACAUCUGUUGUGCAGUGUUUACAGUGGACUCUACAGGAAAUGCUUCAGCUGUAUUUCAUUAAAAGGAUCAUCAAACUGUUUGGCAAGUUUUGCAAAUACUGAGUUAUCAGCAAAUGUUUGAUUUUAAUAUCUAUUUUAUAUACCUAUACACCCAUAGUCACAUAAAUAUUUUUUGGGCCAAAAAGGGUCCUGAAUGGAAAACUUUAAGAAUCCCAGGUCUAAAGAAAUCUUUGCAUUGUUGCUGGGCAGCAUGUUAACUGUGCUGCGGAAGAAGAGCACCAACUACUACUCAAUUUAGCAAAAUUCCAAAUAUUAUGGAAGGACUUUCACCAGUAUGCAACAUCGAGCAAAACAAACUGACUAUCCUGCUGUCAAGAAAUACAUGCCCAGAUUUUUUUUUCUGUGUGUGUGUGUGUGUGUGUGUGUUGGGGGGGGGGGGGUCAACACCUUUUGGGAUUUUAUAACCCACCUAUACUCAGGUUCCUCUGAAGAAAAUGUGAUUUAAAAAGACUUCUGCAGAGAAAUAGUCCAUAGAGAAAUUUACUGGGUGGUUAAAAAAACAGUUUGGGGAAAAAAUCUGCCAAUGGGUUUCUUCGAAACUACUGGGAGCGUUAAGCAAGGCUCUUUCAGCAGGCGUCACCAUGGCACAGAGACUUCCUGAUCUUUCUAGAAUUGCAAGCUGCCUCAAAUGUAGGAGUUUGUUACAGGAGGGGGAAGGAAAAGGGAUUGUGCAAGCAAAGCUAACACUUUAAAGCGCUUAAGUGACACGAUGGAAAGAGGCAUGAUGAGUGUGUGCAGUUAUCCUUGCUAGCACUUAAGGAUUAAAUGUACUUGUUACCCACCUCAAUGAAUUAUUUUAUUCCUCAUAAAGAAUAGUGUUGCAAGGAGAGGGGGAAAGGAAGAAGGAAGGUUGUUCUAAAAAGUAGGGGGAAAACAUCAUCCAUAAGGUUGUGACCAGAAACAAGGGAGCAUAAGAUAUGUCUCCCACUAUUUUCAAAUCCAGUGAUUUCUAAAAUUAAAAGAGCAGGUAUUGUUGAAGAGAGAAGUUAGCUUCCUUUGUUGUAUGCAAUCUGCAAGACACAACUAGCAUAUAGAAAAUACAAGAAGGUUCCUCUUAAUAAAUGGAAUACAAGCAGGAUGCAAUUUUAAUUGGCCCACUUUACAGCAUUUCAGUUUUACAUUUCCUCAGAAAUAUAUUUCAUCUAAAAUGCAUACAGGAGGAAAACAAUUACACUCUUGCUUUGCUUGAAGGAAAUGGUUUCCUUUGCCUGCUUAGAAGCGGGAGCAUGAGGACAAAGAAGAAACUGCAACUCCUACUGCUAGCCGGAUGGGCUUCCUUUGUCCCUUAGAAGGAACAUGAAGAGAGACAAAGCUGGAAUUUUGCAUCAGAGGAAGGGGUUUCCUUUGUGUACUUAGAGGGUAUGUGCGAAAGCGAUGAAAAAACUGGAAUUUUGAGAAUGUUGGUGUUGCUUGGGUGGGGAUGUGCAGCUGGACUACAAAUGAUCUGGUGGGGAAGGGUUGCAUAGCUUGGAAAAGAUAAACUCUGGUGAUUAACUCUUUAAAAUUGACAGUAGGCUAAGUAAAAUUGCUAACUUUGUAGCUACUUCAGUUCCAUAAGAACACCAUUCCCCAUCAGUUUCCAAGUAUCCUCUAUGAAACUGACCUUGCUUUCUCCUCCCGGUUUACAUCAGUCUCAAUGUAAAUCACAAUAUAAAUUGAGGCUUAUUUGUUUUGUUGCGUUUUUUUGUCUUAAGAUCAAUAGAAAGAGUAUACUUAUUAGAAUAGCUGAGAAUGGCAAAACCCCAUUCAUCCAGCUGCAAGGGGGAAUGGGAAAGGCACUGUCAACCUUUCUAGAUCUGAAAGAGGUAGGAGAGAUGUAGAUGUUCUCAUUAUUCCUCACUAUUCCUGCCUGUAUGAAGCAGAACAACAAGAGAACAGAAAUAGCUACAUCCUCUCACUCAUACAUUUCAAUAAUGCCAUCGGCAUAUUUCCUAAGAAGCACCUGUUUGGGAAAGCUGCUGUUCAGUUUACUGGGUUGCAGCUGUCAAAAUGAGGUGAUAGGUAUAUGCAUUUAGUCCUCAAUUAAUAGUUAGUCUUAUGUUGUCUUCCACAUCAGCUCUCAGUAUUCCCUCAUGGGUCUCUUGGGAAAGAAGAGGUGGGAGAUGAGGAGGAGGAGGAGAUGAAGAUGAUAUCAAUGCAAACUCAGGGCCUCAUCCUUUGGGAUUCACAAAAUUGGCAGUAGCAGUAAUCCUGCCUUGUAUGUACGUGAAGAGAGCCGUUAGCUCGUUGUCAUGUUAUAUAACCAUCUUCGCCAUACCACACAACUUGGGUUCAAUGUUCUUCUUUGUCAGCCAUUAAUCUUUGCCAUCUUGGGCUUUUAUAAUUGGAUUUCCCAGGUCACAUGGUGAGAUAAAAAGUCCUCAAUCCAGUGUAACAAAAUUGGGUUAUCCAUGAAGACUUAAGAGAGGAGGUGGGGGGAGGUGGGAGAAAGAACACAGAGCAAGGAGAAAGGCUUUGAUGCUACCUUCUUAGCAGUCUUGGACCAGCAGCCUUUCAGGAGACAGCUCCGGAGCAAGACAGCUCCGUAGAGCAUCUUUUUUUUUUAUUCAAAUGCUGUAGGAUUUGGCAAAAACACUUUUAUUUUGCUUUCUCUCAUUCUCACCACCCAACAAGGGUGAGUUAACCCAUCUGAAGAGCUGGAACGGCCAGAAGAUAUAGAGAACCUAGAGGUCUCAGAGGAGGAGGACGAAGAAGGUGACAUGGGGAGUGGAGCAAGCGCUGAGGACAAGGAACUUGCCAGGAGGUCCAAGGAACUGGAAAAGAAGCUACAGGAAGAUGCAGACAAAGAGGCAAAGACAGUCAAGCUGCUUCUGCUAGGUGCUGGUGAAUCGGGCAAGAGCACAAUUGUCAAACAGAUGAAGAUUAUCCAUCAAGAUGGCUACACGGAAGAGGAAUGUUUGGAGUUCAAAUCAGUCAUUUAUGGAAACAUCCUACAAUCGAUUUUGGCCAUCAUCCGAGCCAUGACCACUUUGGGAAUAGAUUAUGCCGAUUCCAGUCGAGCGGCUGAUGGGCAACAGCUGUUCAAUUUGGCCGACUCCAUUGAAGAGGGAACCAUGCCUCCAGAACUAGUGGACUGUAUAAAGAAACUCUGGAAAGAUACGGGUGUUCAGGCCUGCUUUGAGCGAGCAGCUGAGUACCAGCUCAAUGACUCUGCUGCAUACUACCUGAAUCAACUGGACAGGAUCACAGCUCCUGGCUACCUCCCCAAUGAACAGGACGUAUUGAGAUCACGAGUCAAAACCACAGGUAUCAUAGAGACAAAGUUCGGUGUCAAAGAUCUCAACUUCAGGAUGUUUGAUGUGGGCGGACAGAGGUCAGAGCGCAAAAAGUGGAUUCACUGCUUUGAAGGGGUGACCUGCAUCAUCUUCUGUGGAGCACUCAGUGCUUACGACAUGGUGUUGGUAGAAGAUGAUGAAGUGAACCGCAUGCACGAGUCUUUGCAUCUGUUCAACAGUAUAUGCAAUCAUAAGUUCUUUGCUGCUACCUCUAUCAUUCUGUUUCUGAACAAGAAGGACCUCUUUGAGGAAAAGAUCAAGAAAGUACAUCUCAGUAUUUGUUUCCCAGAUUAUGAUGGUCCCAAUACAUUUGAAGAUGCAGGCAAUUACAUUAAGCUUCAGUUUCUGGAUCUGAACAUGAGAAAAGAUGUAAAAGAAAUCUACAGUCAUAUGACUUGUGCCACAGACACACAGAAUGUCAAAUUUGUAUUUGACGCCGUCACAGAUGUCAUCAUCAAGGAGAACCUCAAAGAUUGUGGUCUCUUCUAAGUCUUCAUUUUUAAAGGUAAUCUAAAGGAAAAAGGACUUCCAGAUAGCUUCACUUUUCUGCUGAGCAGAGCCAACGGAGUAAAUAGAAGUCACUCGACUGUCCACACUUUUCUAUUUCCUAUCCAUGAUGCAAACUAUGUAUCUGUAGUAACAUGAUUUUCCUCCUUUCUUAUAUACUCCACAAUUCUUUCAUUUUGUUCAACAAUAUGAACAACAGCCCAAACCAUCUUGUCUGGAAACAAGGAAUCAUGUGACAAACACUGGAUUUUAAUGACUCUAUACAACUAUGAUCAUAAAAAGUAUCACACUUCUGUGGGAAAAAACACAGUGCUUUUGUGGAUUCUGUGGCAGAAUGGUACACUUCCUUUAUCUACAAAUGGUCUGAUCUGUGAUCAUGUUGAUUGUGAAAAUCAUGAUCUGUUAAAACCCAAGUCCAGUAAUUCCUAUAUUUUAUAUGUGGUCAAUUAAACACAGAAAGUUGGUUGACAUUUUAAAAAUCUGAUUACAUUUGAUCCGGUAUGUCCUCACAGCCUUAACUAGGUAAUUUAUCUUCUUUCCAGUAUUCAACUCCAUCAGUACUGAAGGGGUAAUGAAUCCAAACCAACUCUUUCUCUCCACACUAACGAAACCCACAGAAUAUAUCCCAACCCAGCUGCUUUACUUUUUGCUGUGGAGACAACUGCUCUAGCUGUUUCAUUGUCCCUGUUAUUUAAAGGUCACAACAGUGUACAAAACAAAGCUAUGCACACCAUAGGGUUAGAGAAUUUUUCCUCACAUAUAGAAAAUAGAAAGGAUUCAAAGUGGAAAUUGUUGUCAGGAUUCUCAUUUUGGUAUUUAGAACUGUAUUGUUCUUGACCAUUUGUAAAUAAGUCUCAUGUUACUAGACAAGAUUCUCUUUGUAUUAAUAUUUAUUGGGAAAAAAGGCUUAUAUAGCUUCAACUAAAUGUAGAAAAUCCAAAAAUAAAGAAAUGUGUAUUAAAAUGUU